This is a messenger RNA of Hyaena hyaena (striped hyena), 4032 nucleotides long. RefSeq names its product MAX dimerization protein 1 (gene MXD1). Gene Ontology annotation, molecular function: RNA polymerase II cis-regulatory region sequence-specific DNA binding; DNA-binding transcription factor activity, RNA polymerase II-specific; protein dimerization activity. Lineage: Eukaryota; Metazoa; Chordata; Mammalia; Carnivora; Hyaenidae. The transcript has 6 exons. The record is from RefSeq and is a predicted model, not a curated record. Gene Ontology annotation, biological process: negative regulation of transcription by RNA polymerase II. Bases 247 to 912 code for a protein of 221 amino acids.
GGGGGGAUGGUGAGUCGGAGAUAAACACUCCGCGGCGGUGGCGGCUGCUGCUCUUCUUCGGGUUCUGUCACGGUGUUGGCGGUGCCCCGCUCACCGGUCCCCCUCCCCCUUCCGGCGAGCGUGGUCGCCAGAGAGGCUCUCUCAACCCUGCUCUGCGGGGUCCACAGCAGGGCGCGGGUGUCCGGCGGCGGCGGCGAGCCCGUGGGCAGUGGGGGUUGGUCCCGCGGCUCCGGCCCCCGGUGCAGAAUGGCGGCGGCGGUUCGGAUGAACAUCCAGAUGCUGCUAGAGGCGGCCGACUACCUGGAGCGGCGGGAGAGAGAAGCUGAACAUGGUUAUGCCUCCAUGUUACCAUACAAUAACAAGGACAGAGAUGCCUUAAAACGGAGGAACAAAUCUAAAAAGAACAACAGCAGUAGCAGAUCAACUCACAAUGAAAUGGAGAAGAAUAGGCGGGCCCAUCUUCGCUUGUGCCUGGAGAAGUUGAAGGGGCUAGUGCCGCUUGGACCUGAAUCGAACCGACACACUACAUUGAGUUUAUUGACAAAAGCCAAAUUGCACAUAAAGAAACUUGAAGAUUGUGACAGAAAAGCCAUUCACCAAAUAGACCAGCUUCAGCGAGAACAGCGGCACCUGAAGCGGCAGCUGGAGAAGCUGGGCAUCGAGAGGAUACGGAUGGACAGCAUCGGCUCCACUGUCUCCUCUGAGCGCUCGGACUCCGACAGGGAAGAGAUCGAUGUGGACGUGGAAAGCACAGACUAUCUCACGGGGGAUCUGGACUGGAGCAGCAGCAGCGUGAGCGAUUCCGACGAGCGGGGAAGCAUGCAGAGCCUCGGCAGUGACGAGGGCUACUCCAGCUCUAGCAUGAAGAGGAUAAAGCUCCAGGACCAUCACAAGACGUGUCUGGGCCUCUAAGAGCGUGGUCGCCUCGGCUGCCUCCCGAUGGUUCUCCCGGCGGACGGGAUUAGGUAGUGUAUUGGACCUGCCCACAGCCCCCCUGCACGUAAGCUUCCAUGUACCACCUCUACCAAACUCGGCUUUGUAAACGUUCUCGAGGAAGUGCUUAGGAUUGUGGGUUUCUGGUUGCAUCCACUAGCUUCUCUCUCUCCAUAAAACGUCCGAGAGACUGUACAUUCCAAUCAAUUUGAAGCACCCAAGAAUUCUUAGACCGAAUAAGCAACUGUCACAUCUCAGCAGUUUCCCCUCAUCUUUACCGUCCCCGUGUAGUCUAGCAAACCUUUCUUAGAGUUUUCUGGCUCUGUUACUCACCUAGCAGAAAUGUCCGAAUGGGUCUUGUGCUUAGGAACCUGAAGGAAACAAACUUUUAAAAUUGAGAGCCUGAUCUCAGAACUCCAAAGUAAGCUUUGAAAGUGGCAUUUAAGAGCACUUAACCAUGGACCUCACCCCCAGUGAGGAGUCAGGAAUACCUCCAGAAAACCCCCCUCACACACCCCCUGCGCUCCUUCCCUGACCCGCGUGUGGAUGGGAGCAGGACUUCUCACUUAAAAGUGGAGCCCUUGAAGGCAGGGCUCAGGCUGCCCAGAGCUCUGGCGGCACUCGCUCCCACCCACCAGACGGUACAAUCUCCCUGUGCAAUGCGCUCGGGGCCGCGCCGUCUACUGCUGUCCCAAGACCCGUUUUUUCCCCCCAAGUUCGUUAUGCUACUUGUCUCUGGAACAUUUUUUUUUCCUACCUCAGAGAUAAAUGAGAUCUCCAUUUCCCAGUUAACACAAAGUGAUUCUGCCUUUUUUUCACCCCCAAAUAAGUGACAUUUGGUCCAAUUCUAAUCUAUUUUCCUAUUUAACUUUCAGCAAUAACUGAGCUUUGGCGCUAGCUGAGCUAGUGUCCAUCAUCAGUGAAAGGAAAAAUCCGCAUUUCUACUCUGUUGCAGGUGAACAGGAGGGGAUGGUACAGUGUUAUUAGAAUUCCUCUCCUUAUUUUUGGAUACACCCAGAAUCUUCUUUAUGGAGGCUUUUGGGUUGGUAGUUUAAAAGGCUGAUCUUUCUUUUUGGUUAUGAUUUCCCCCUUAAGUGGUCUCCCACUUUGUAGCAUUUUUAUUUAAGCUAAAACAGAGCACAUGUAUAUGUACAUAAGACACCUUAAAUCUAUAAAUACUAUUUAUUCAUUUUAUAUAAACUAAUGGAAAACAAAUUCUUAUGACUUUGUGCUUUUAUAGAUGUUCUAGAAACUUUGUAUGUAGGUAUCUACAAAAUUGGUUCGUUCCCCUUACUAUUUUUGCAUUCACAUUUUUGACGUCGAGGUUUUCCGCCUCUGACAAAUCUUUUUCAUUGAAUUUGAACCAUUUGUAAACCCGGUGAUGCUGAAACCGUGUGUGUCACGAAGUGACGAGAACAUUCCUAAAAUCCACAGACGCACUGCAACCUAAGGGCUCCACGGCUGCACCAGCCGGCGGCCCCCCUGUGCUCCCCGCCGCCUGCGGUCUCUGGCCCCCCAGACUCACCGCGCCUCCAGCGCCUCCGCCUUCCACACGACUCCGAGUUCAAACGUGCUCCACACAGAAGCUCAUUCUGUACGUGAAGAGAUUUCAUUUUAAUGAUUCUCCAUUAAAAAAAUUUUAAUUGGAAGUAGUCGAUUCCUAAAUGAUUCCAAAGUCAUCUGUCAUUCUUUUGUUUUUUUUCCACCCCUUCAUUUCAGCUUUGGGUGAGGGAGGGGCAGGUGACACAAAGGAUUUUUUUUUUAAUUGGAAGCUUUUCCAAUGACCAGCUGAAGAUUUGCACUGAAAUACAACUUGUAUGCCUUCUGCAUUUUUAAAGCCUGCUUCCUGAAUUUAAGCAGAGUGAUAGUGUUCAAAGAGCCAGCUCAGCCUGUAACAUGUUUGAAAAGAUGUAUCUGCACUUUGAGGUCCCUUUCGAAUACCAUUCGCGAGACCUCUCAAGCAUUUUAAUUGCUACAUUCAAGCGCCUCACAAGUCCAAGAUGCCAGAUGCCUUAAGGCAUCGAAAACUCAAGACUUUGGGCACAGCUUGUGGGCUUGCAUUGGGGGGAGGUAAGGGAACAGAAUUUGUGUAUUUGUUUGAUUUUGAAAUAAGGCAUCUGAGAGAUGCCAUUUUCUGUGUUUAAGUUAAAGUGCAUUUUUGUCUUUUGGUUGAAAUAUGAAAUGUACUGUCCCAAUAUAAAAUAGUAAUUAUUUGACCUUUGCACUGUUUGUCUGGUCCUUUUCAAUUUGGUUGCAUAUAUAAAUGUGGAACUUGCUCUAUUUUUAAUGCACUUGUGAUAAACUGACACCAGGGUUAGACAUUACUUUUCAAAGCUCGAGGUAGACUGAAUCGGCGUGCUAGAUCGGCCUCUAACCAAAACUGUAAACUUCAGGACCAGCAAACUCAGCCCAAGGCAGCUAAUCCCCUUCCCCACGCGGCUGAUUGGCAGCCCUCGUUUGCCAACCUACCCUCUCAUUCACUGAUCCACCAGCGUGACUGUUAAGAACUAUAAAGUCUUUUUGGUUGUUUGUUCUUGUUUUAAGCAAAAUGGAAAACCUUUCUAUUUAGGGUUGUUGGGGGGAGGGGAACGGGCAAAGAUAAACCCCAGCCUUUAAGACUUUGACAACUGUACGUAAAUAUAGAUGUGUAAAUAUAGGCACAUGCAUAUUUUUAUGUAAAACUGAUUUUUAAAAACUGAAAAGAAAUCUAUACUCUUACUGAUACCAUCGCAAUGCAGAUGGGAAGGGAAGAGUAUGUAGUCCAGUUUCGUGCAGUGAGAAAAUAAUGGUGCGUGCUGUUAACAUCCCAGAACGCAUAGCUUUCCACACCUGUUGGCUUAGAAUGGCAGGCAAAGCACCCAGGGUAUUCCGUUUGGAUUUCUUCUGCUAAGCAAAGAUCUUGAAUUCUCCAAGGUGCUGAUAGUGACUGCCGACUCCUCUCUCUAGUCACAGACAUAAUGCUAGUUUGUGAUCCUCUUAGAAUCACUUGAGCAGGACCUAAAUUCUUCUUCCAGUCAACCCAAGACUCCGAUAAUGCCUGGGGCGAUUCAAAGUUGAGCACUGCAGCAGGCCCCUGACCCUGCAAUCGGCCACUUUUUU